CUGGAACCUUUAGUUUGAUAAACACCUGUAUGAACAACAGACACAAUGGAGAAAUGCGUUUUCUUCUUCUGUGUAUUUUCUUGGACUACGCAAACCACAUCCAGUGAUGUGUCAGUACAAGGAUCUUCUGAUCUGCUAACAGUUCAGAAAGGAGAACGCAUCAGUUUGAACUGCAGCAUGAGAAACCGAUAUGAAAUCAACUGGUAUCUCCUCAGAUCUGAAAAACUUGAUCUAUUGAUCUCUGCAGAGAAAGACAAAACAGGAAGACGACUCCUGAUCAACUACAAUCCAUACAUUACUCGACUGAAAAUGACUGCAGACACUUGGGUCACCAGAGCCACACUGGUUAUUUCUGGAGUAACAGAGUCAGAUUCGGGUCUUUAUUUCUGUGGAACAAAGUCUGACGCUCCAGAGAUGUUCUUCGACAAACCCAUCAGACUAGAGAUCAAGGGUCUUACUGUAGUACAAGAGACAAAAGAAGAAGCUGACAACACAGAGACACAAAACCGCAGAGACGCGUUUCAACUCAAGUGGAAAGAUGAAAUGACAAGGUUUCACAGCAGUCAUGUGACCCGUUCAGCUCUAACAGCUGAUCUGAGGUCAGAUUUCACCUCCCAUCAAAUUAGGCUACAUGAUAGAGCUGUCAGGAUGAACUGCUUGUAUCUUCUGCUGUUCUUGUGCCUUCUCAAUUACAGAGUAACCUCCACUGAACUUGUGAUAGAGCAAAGAGGUGGCUAUGUCAUACUGCCAUGUGACUAUGAGGAGAGUGAGAUUGCUGAAAUUGGGUUCAGUCGGUCAGAAAACAGCACUGUUUGUUGGAACAAAGAAUGUGAAAGUGACCGAAUAUUUAAAAAAGAAAACCAUGACAUCGUCAUCAAGAAUCUGAGCUUCAGCGAUGCUGGGAAAUACAUUUUGAGAUGCAGUUACAUUAAUAAUCAAUCAGAGCUGGAGCAACAAAACAGAACAUACCAACUUCAUAUUCAUGAUGAAGUUUCAGUGAAAAUCGGUGAGGAACUGAAGUUGGAUGUUCUGUUGCCAAACACUGAUAAAGUGCAACAUCAGGGCAGAAGAAGCACAGGGUGGAAGGAGGAUUGGAGCAGAACCGAUGGAGUUCAGAGCGAACGACUGACCAUCAGAGAUGGCAACCUGAUCAUUAGUAAUUUUACAGCCAGAGAUGCAGGAACAUAUAUAGUUCUGGACUCUAAAGGAAACAUCAUGAUCAUGGUGACAGUCAGAGUAUCCUCUACAGUGUCUAGUACAGAGUUGGAGUUAAAGGGAAAACUGAACUACACAGGUUAUGACAAACCUAAUUACAUUACCAAACAACAAAGAAUGCCCACUACAUCUGUAAUAGGGCAAAAAGGAGGCUAUGUCACACUGCCAUGUGAACACGAGGACAGUGAGAUUACCGAAAUUGGGUUCAGUCGGUCGGAAAACAGCACUGUUUGUCAGAACAAGGAAUGUGAAAGUGACCGAAUAUUUAAUAAAGAAAACUGUGGCAUCAUCAUCAAGAAUCUGAGCUUCAGUGAUGCUGGGAAAUACAUUUUUAGAUACAGUUACAUAACUAAUCAAACAAUGCUGGAGCAAAUCAGGACAUAUCAACUUUGUGUUGAUGAUGAGAUUUCAGUGAAAAUCGGUGAGGAACUGAAGUUGGAUGUUCUGUUGCCAAACACUGAUAAAGUGCAACAUCAGGGCAGAAGAAGCACAGGGUGGAAGGAGGAUUGGAGCAGAACCGAUGGAGUUCAGAGCGAACGACUGACCAUCAGAGAUGGCAACCUGAUCAUUAGUAAUUUUACAGCCAGAGACGCAGGAACAUAUGAAGUUCUGGACCCUGAAGGAAACAUCUUGAUCAUGGUUAAAGUCUCAGUAUCCUCUACAGUGUCUAGUACAGAGUUGGAGUCAAAGGGAAAACUGAACUACACAGGUUAUGAUAAGCCUAAUGACACCAAACAGCAAAGAACCACUGCUGUACCUGUGAAAGGAGAAAAGGGAGGCAAAGUCACACUGCCAUGUGAAUAUGAGACCAAUACGAUUUUUCACACUGAUUUAAUCAGUGAGUCAGAAGACACCUCUGUCUGUCAGACUGAACAAUGUAUGUGUAGAGUAUUUAAACAAGGAAACUGUGACAUCGUCAUCAAGAAUCUGAGCUUCAGUGAUGCUGGGAAAUACAUUUUGAGAGUCUAUUACCGCAAUGAUCAGGGAGUCCUGGAGCGACAAACCCAAGAGUACAAACUUCAAAUUCUUGAUAGUAUUUCUGUGAAGACAGGUGAGGAGCUAAAGAUGGAUGUUCUGUUACCCAACGCUGAUAAAGUGGAGGCAAACUCUGGUGGAGAGUGGAGGAAGGUUUGGAAAAGAGGCCACAGGGUCUGGAGAGAGCAAAUGAUUGACAGUGAUGGGAACCAGAUCAUUAAAGUGUUUAAGGCCAAUGAUGCAGGAACGUACAGAGUUCUGGACUCUGAAGGAAACAUCUUGAUCACAGUGACAGUCACAGACAACACAGAUAAAGGCGAAACUGAUGACACUCAACAAAGUCAGAAAUGGAUUUUGUCAGUUGGAGUGUGUUUGGGAAUUCUGGCUCUGGCUGUGAUUGUGACUACUGUCAUCAUAUGGCAGCAUCGGCAAAGAGAUUACAUACAAGUGCAAGGACAGGAGAAUACAGAGCUCCCAGAGCUAUUAGUGGGAAACCAUAAUGACCUUAAUUAAAUGUAAUUAAACUGCACAGAGGCCCUGAACACCUACUAGUAAGACCUCUGGUUACUUGUAACUUAACAGCAACAUGAUUCUGUCGACAUAUACCUUCAAGUGUAGGUGUGAUAUGAUUGUUUUCUUACAUCAUUGUCUGUGUGUAUUAUUUAACUUACUCUAGAAGCAGCACAAUGUUUGGUGGACACUCUGUUCUUAAUUAUACUGUGUUAAUAGGUGUUAGGAUUAAACAAG
Messenger RNA from Labeo rohita (rohu), 2937 nucleotides. RefSeq lists its product as uncharacterized. The transcript has 15 exons. Gene Ontology annotation, biological process: negative regulation of T cell proliferation; cell surface receptor signaling pathway; positive regulation of T cell proliferation. Lineage: Eukaryota; Metazoa; Chordata; Actinopteri; Cypriniformes; Cyprinidae. Bases 46 to 2703 code for a protein of 885 amino acids. The record is from RefSeq and is a predicted model, not a curated record. Gene Ontology annotation, cellular component: external side of plasma membrane.